This is a messenger RNA of Penicilliopsis zonata CBS 506.65, 3066 nucleotides long. RefSeq lists its product as hypothetical. Gene Ontology annotation, biological process: post-transcriptional regulation of gene expression. The record is from RefSeq and is a predicted model, not a curated record. The coding region runs from base 1 to 3066 and encodes 1021 amino acids. The transcript has 5 exons. Gene Ontology annotation, cellular component: cytoplasm. Lineage: Eukaryota; Fungi; Ascomycota; Eurotiomycetes; Eurotiales; Aspergillaceae. Gene Ontology annotation, molecular function: mRNA binding.
AUGGCCUUCAAGAAUGGGCUUAGCGAACGCCUCGACGAGCUGCGAUUCCCUUCCCCUCGAUCCCCCCCUUCCGAGUCGCCCUUUGCCGGUUACAGCUCCUUGUCUCCCGGUCACUCAACCCUCAUGACCUCCUUUUCGCGGCCCUCCACCGACGUGCGGGCAAACCUCCAGCGACGCUUCACUACAGACUCCAGCAAGCUCUCCUCUUGGAGCUACCUGAAUCAGGGUGCCACUCCACAGGUCCCCGACGCCAUGGAUCUUCUAUCUUCGUUUGAGAAGAAACGCCAACAUAUCGAGUAUAUGAGAGAGCAGAAGAGACGUUUUGAGGAAGAUAUGAAGCUCUUAGAUCUGCAGCAGGAGCGAGAGAAGCAAGAAAUGGAUCAGCUCGCCCGGGAUCUUGCCAAAGCUGGGUUGUCGGGUCCUGUCAGUGAGCCUACCACGCCGCCAGAGUAUCGUGAGAAUAGCCUCUCUGGGGCUUUCUCUCGCCCGACCCGCUUCUCAACCUCCAGCGUCACUUCAUCCCCGGGUUUCUUCAGCGUCUUUGCACCCUCGCAUGUGACGUCACCCCCUAGCCAAACCACCUCCAUCGCUCAGGACGGCAAUCGCUUCUCGGUGCACUCUGUCCCUGGCUCCCGCCGAAACUCAGAGAAGGAGGAAUUCCUUCAGGAGUCCGUGUCGACUUUCCGUCCAGGCCCUUCUCUACACCGCUACUCAAUGCCUUCUGGUGGGUUGGGCUCCGCCUCCCAGUACCGCUCUGGGGGUUCUGGCUCUGGCCCUGGUUUCAACGGUUCUUCAGGCCUGGAAACAUUUACUGCCGCUAAAUACCUCUUCCAUGACGACGACAAAAACCUGCUGAAGGACGAUGAUCGUAUUUCGACUCCUGACAUUAAAAGCUACCUCAAAAUGACUGACCCUGACGACAAAUUCCCGACUUUGUCGCGCCGUGAUGACUCUGGUUUGCUGUCUGCAAACUCUGACGCCUUGGACUUGGCCAAUUCUCGCACUCCUGGGCCCGAGUCUUGGAAUAGUCACAGUCGUCACCGUUCCUCGCACCAGAGCAUGCCGCAGAAUACCCUGAACAUGUUCCGUUUGGAUCAGUUGGGCAGCCCACCCGACAAGCAUAUCAAAGCAGCCAACUCGGCUCGCCACGCUGCCAGACACUCUCUCGAGGCCAACCUGCUGUUCCGUACCGAGUCAGGUAACGACAAUGCCACCACCGUCCCGACCACUCGUCCCAUGCCUCUCCAGUCAUCCUUCUCCACCAACGAUCUGCCAACUGUGAAAGCAAACGUCCCUCCCACUACGGUGACUCCUCCCAAGACCCAUGCGGAGCAUUUCCACCAGCACAACGCAAGUCUUGGAAGGAUCCCUGUCGCUGUCGUUAACCCCCGCCAGACCCAGGACUCCCCUGAACGCGACGAAGCAAAUCUUCAAAACACUCAGACUCUGCAGCCUGUUACCGCCGCUGCCACCACCCUUCAAGCCAGUGCUGCACCGUUUGGACCUCAACUCAUCUCAGUGGCGCCAGGUGCGACCGCCGCCGGGGGAAAUGUCGCCGCUAAUACCAUCAACCCCCUGCAGCCUCCCUUCUUUGGCUAUAAUCUACAGCCAUAUGCGGGCAAUGGUAUACCGGUCAACGGCCAUGUCUCACCCUAUCCCGCUUCGACUCAGUUUUCGGGUUUUCCUCCUUACAGCAACUACCGGUUCCCUGAUAGCCCUGGUAGAACUGUGAAUGGUCGUCGUGCCGUAGAAGGCGAUUCCUCCGCUCAGCUGUCUCGCUUCACCAACUUCCCUCUGGAACACUACCGUGGCGAACUCUACAGCCUCUGCAAGGAUCAGCAUGGUUGCAGAUAUCUGCAGAGAAAGCUCGAGGAACGAAACAACGAGCAUGUGCAGCUGAUCUUCAAUGAGACUCACCUUCACGUGGUUGAGCUGAUGACGGAUCCCUUUGGAAACUACCUGUGCCAGAAGCUCCUCGAAUAUUCCAAUGAUGAACAGAGGACGGCACUGAUCAACAACGCUGCUGCUCAACUGGUGAAGAUCGCAUUGAACCAGCACGGCACUAGGGCCCUGCAAAAGAUGAUCGAGUUCAUCUCCACCCCUGAGCAGAUUCAGACGGUCAUCCGCUCCUUGGAAGAUAAUGUCGUCGAGCUGGUCCAGGACCUGAAUGGUAACCAUGUCAUCCAAAAGUGCUUGAACCGUCUUUCUGCCGAGGAUUCUCAAUUCAUCUAUGAUGCUGUUGGUGCGAACUGUGUGGUUGUCGGCACUCAUCGCCACGGGUGCUGCGUCCUGCAGCGUUGCAUCGACCAUGCCUCUGGUGAGCAGAGAGCCCGCCUGAUUGCACAGAUCACCGCCAACGCGUUCUCGCUCGUCCAAGACCCAUUCGGAAACUACGUAGUGCAGUACAUCCUCGAUCUCGCGGAGCCCCACUUCACCGAACCGCUCUGCCAGACUUUCCGUGGCAACAUCCCUGCCCUGUCGAAACAGAAGUUCAGCUCGAACGUGAUUGAGAAAUGCCUUCGCACUGCCGACUACCAGGUUCGCCGUCAGAUGAUUGACGAGAUGCUUGCUGGUGCCGAACUCGAAAAGAUGCUCCGAGACUCGUUCGCCAACUAUGUCGUUCAGACCGCUAUGGACUUUGCCGACCCCGACACGCGGACCCGUAUCGUGGAUUCAAUCCGCCCAAUCCUACCUACCAUCCGUCAGACUCCCCACGGACGUCGCAUUGCCGGUAAGAUGAUGGCUGUGGAGGGGUCCGGCCGUGGAAGCGCGUCGACCAGUGGACAGGUGACUCCGAAUGAAAUGAACUCCGCCCAGCUUCCUGGACCCCUUCAGGGAACGCCCAAGCAAUUUGUCUUCCAGCCGAAUGCCUUUGCUGGUUCUCCAGUUAGCAGCCAGUUUCCUGCUGGUGCUACCCAGGCAUUCAUGCCUGCCGCUGGCUCGGGCACUGCUCCCAACCACGCCUCCUCCGCAGGGGUCGGUGAAGCGAUGCCCAUUUUCGCCCCUGCGGCUCAGCAGCCCAAUGGCAAUCUUAUUGCUCAGAACCCGCUGUACAAUUACUUCUGA